Molecule: messenger RNA, 4462 nt
Organism: Paramisgurnus dabryanus
Lineage: Eukaryota; Metazoa; Chordata; Actinopteri; Cypriniformes; Cobitidae
Gene: clec14a
Product: C-type lectin domain containing 14A
Source: RefSeq, a predicted model, not a curated record
CUCACAGAGGAGGCUAAGAAAGCAAGUGAAAAAAAAAACAUUGUCUGCCGAGCGAGCGAGCAUAACACAUUCGACAGAACGCAAGACAUGGAGCUGCAAACGAGCUUAUAUCUCGUGAGCUUUCUGAACCUGGUUUUUGGUUUCCCUGAAGCAUUGUACAGCGUUCACCCGAACAAACUCUCAUUCGAGGAAGCUCAAGCUUUUUGCACGCCCGGUGGUUAUCUGGCCAACGUGAGAGAUGCGCAGGAUUUUGACAGGAUCCAAAAAGCAAUCUGGGAUACAAACAACAAAAGUGUCACAUCCUUCUGGAUUGGACUAAAGAGGAAAAAAGGUCAAUGUGUUUUAAAAUCUAAACCUCUUAAAGGAUUCCACUGGACAGCGGAAGACAGUGAAAAUUUUCAUGGAAUUACAUGGAAAGAUGGACCUUUGGAUACCUGCACAGAAGAACGUUGUGGACUGCUUUCGGUGGAGUACGGUGACUCCAGUACAAGAAGCAUCGGGUUGAUGGACUUGGCCUGUAAACAGAAACAUCCUUUUAUUUGCCAACGAAACGUCCAGAAGAUAUGUCUCCCGCCAUCUAUCUUUAGCACACAUGACAUCAUCGACAACCCAAACGAUCCGUACACCCGUCAAGUAACCUGCAGUUCUGGUGCCAAAUUCACAUUGACGUGCUCUAUAGAUCUGAUGUGGAUUGUCGAUGGCAAUGAAAAUGUGGAUGUAUCUCAACUUUGCCUGCAGUGUAAGAGUGGCUACAGACGGGAUGCGUCCGGAAACUGUGUGGAUAUAAACGAAUGUUCUGACAAAAAUGCUUGUAGAGAAUCAACGACGCCCACCCCGGACCUGAAAAGUGACGGCGUGGUUCCAACAUAUUUAAAUGAUAAAAACGAUGCAUCUCUGAGCAAUAAUGUCAAUACAAAUGGGACAGCAGUAGAAAUUGAAGGACACAAUGGAGAUAUUUCCAAUAUUGUGGUACCUUUGAUUAUUGCACUGCUGAUCCUUGCGGUUGUGCUGGUGAUCGUAGCAGCUAUUGUGAAGUGUUUCCUGCAUAGGCGCUCUGUUAAACGGGCCAAAAGAAAGGCGGAGGCCAUGGCUUUGAAUGGGUCGAGCUCCACGGAGAAGGAUCAUGAACAUAUAAAUGAGAGACUGUAAACUGUGCAAUAUAAGUUGAUCGGACACAUGUGGAUUACAGAUGGAGUUAACCGGACGAUUUUCCUGUACACCGUGAGGUCUUUACACAGAAGUGUUGUGUUUAUUUACUGCCAAUUUAUUUGAAAUCAGGGUGAAUGUGAAAUGCCAAUGUGAAUAUGAAAUUUUGAUCUAAAAACUCAUUGGUUUAUACAUUUAUAAAGAUUUUUUUAUUCGAAAGUUUCAUUGCUUAUAUUUAAUUGUAUAAAGUUUUUUGAAAGCUGUAGAUAUUAUGGGGCUGAAACUGCUGAAAUUUCUUGUUUUCCAAUUUCAAUCCAGCAUUGGGGCAAAAGGGACAAACCUAACCUAUUGGGUUGUAGUUUAACCUAUGCUGGGUUGUUGCAACCCAAAAUUCAGGGUUGUUUUAACCCAUUGUUGGGUCAAAUAUAAACAACAGCUGGGUUUGUCCUCUUUUGACCCAACACUGAUUUAAAAAAAAAUCCCAGCAUUUUUUUUUUUAAGAAUUUCUUUUUUAUAUAAAGUUUUAUAUAAAUAAAAAUAAUGUUGAAGCUACCGUAAGAGGAAAUAUUUUUCGAAUAUCAUGGAAAUUAACCAUAUUAGCUAACAGAUAAGUCUGUACUGAGGAAUGCACUUGACUUUCUAAGACAGUGCCAGUCUCUUUAAAAAGCAAAAAAGCCUAAUUUGUUUUAGCCAAUUAGAACACUUGUAAGUGGCUCUCAGCCAAAGAGUUUGGCACAUGUAGUUGCUUGGCUAAGCAAUAGAGGAUUGAAAGGCUGUUUAAAACAUUUUUAGGUUGUUGUCCUUUAAACGCUAUCUCAAGGCAAUUCAUACGCGUUUUACAAGGUGGCUAAUUCGUAAUAAUUAGUAUGACCACAUGUUGCACAUUUGCUUUUGCCCCGUGAUGUUGAGGUUGGGGGUGGGGUUUCGUUAUUGUUUAUUCUAAUAAUAAUAAUAAUAAUAAUAAUAAUAUGUUCAAUGGUAUAAAUUAUAGACUGCGUACAAAUUUAAAUGAAUUAGCCAGCUUGUAAAAUACGUACGAAUUCUAAUUGCUCACAGUAGCUUUAAAGAUGCACUCAGUUUUUAAAUAAAGUAAGUACUAUAUAGUCAUAUAAGCUUUCCUUAGGCUACUGAUAUGUUUGGACUUUUCAUUUAAUUAAACUGUACAGGAUUUAAAUUAAUUGUUAUGCAUUUAAGAAGUAAAGCUUUUAAAGCAGAAAAAUGCUGAGUGCACCCUAAAAAAACAAUUAUGUUUUCAAUUAAACAGAGGCGGACACUACUUGCCUAUUUUAAGUACAUUUUCCAAGCAUCUGUGAUUUAUCAGAGUGUUUGUCUUGGGAAAAAAUGUACUUUACUUUACUAAACAAUCUAAAGCAUAGAAUCAUACUGUGUAUUCCUUUUAUAUUGCAUAUUAAAAUUGAUUUAAUACCUAAUUAUAUAAAAAUUGUGUAAUUUUACUUUUCUUGAGUAAAAGUACAAAAGUACUUUUUACUUAAGUAAAAGUAAAAAAAAAACGAUGUUUAAUGUACUUAAAUAUUAAAUAUAAACCAAAAACUUGAAAUUAUGAAAUGUAGUGGAGUAAAAAUUAUAAUAAUAUGCUUUGGAAUGUAUGUUUUCUAAAGAAAACACUGAUAAAAUAUGAAUACUUAAAAAAUUACUUUUAUGUAGAAAGUAAAAAUACUUACGUAGUAUCCGCCUCUGCAAUUAAAAUUAUAGUGAACCAAAAUACAAUAAGAAGUACAUACACCAGCCUUGUAUUAGGAGGACUUGCUUAUCAAACACAACAAAAACCAAAUUUUUUGGGAAUGACACAAAUAUAAAUUUUCACAAAGUCUGCUGCUUCAAUGUUUUAAGAUCUGUUUGUCAGAUGUUACUGUGGUAUACUGAAGUAUAAUUACAUUCAUUUUAUAAGUGUCAAAGGCUUUUAUUGGCAAUUACAUUAAGUUUAUGAGUCAAUAUUUGUAGUGCUGACUCUUCUUUUUCAAGACCUCUGCAAUUGGCCUUGGCAUGCCGUCAAUCAACUUCUGGGCCACAUCCUGACUGCUGGCAGCCCAUAAUCAAUGCUUGGAGUUUGUCAGAAUUUGUGGGGUUUUGUUUGUCCACCCUCCCCUUGAGGAUUAUCCACAAGUUCUCAAUGGGAUUAAGGUCUGGGGAGUUUCCUGGCCAUGAACCCAAAACGUCAAUGCUUUGUUCCCAGAGCCACUUAUCACUUUUAUGCUCCACUUUUAUGGAGCUUUAUGCUUCAUCAUGCAAAGGCAUUGUUUGUCACCAAACUCUUUUAGGAUGGGAAAAGCUGCUCUCGGGGAAUGCAAGAUCUGGGCACCACCAAUGCAGAUAUUGCAAAUAUUGACUAUUUGCAUAAAACUUAAUAAACUGUCAUGCAAAUAAAAGCCUCGGACACUUAUGAAAGGCUUGCAAUUUUACUUCAUUAUACCAUCUGACAGAAAGAUCUAAAAACACUGAAGCAGCAGACUUUAUGAAAAUUAAUAUUUGUGAUGGCUCACAUGGAUAUAUUUGUAGCAAUUGCCAACAAUGCAUUGUUUGGGUCAAAAUAAUUUUUCUUUUAUGCAAAAAAUCAUUAGGAUCUUAAAGGUGCAGUGUGUAAUUUUUAGAAGGAUCUCUUGACAGAAAUGCAAAAUAAUAUACAAAACUAUAUUAUCAGGGGCGUAUAAAGACCUUACAUAAUGAACUGUAUUGUUUUUAUGAACUUAGAACAAGACCUUUUUAUCGCCAUUUUGUGCCGCCAUUUUUCUACAGAAGCCCUUAACGGACCAAUUUUUUUACUACAUUGUCUCCGACGUUGACAUGUUUGUCCGGUGGUGGCUACUGAAGCUUUUCUAUGUGUUUGAAAAGCGAGGGGUGAGCAGUGGACUAAGCCGUUGGUUGCAAUUUGCAGCCUCGCCACUAGAUGCCGCUAACAUUUACACACUGCACCUUUAAGUAAAGGUCAUGUUUCAUUAAGAUAUUUUGUAAAAUUAAUUUAUCAUUCGUAAUAUUUAUUGCUCAGGACUUUAUUUGGACAACUUUAAAGGCAUUUUUGCAGCUUCCGAUUCCAAAUUUUUAAAUAGUUGUAUCUUUUGCCAAAUAGUGCCUUAUUUUAAUACCCAACAUCAAUGGAAAGCUUAUUUUUUCAACUUUCAGAUGAUGUAUAAAUCCCAGUUUCAAAAAAUUCACCCUUACUGGUUUUGUGGUCCAGGGUCACAUUUGUGUCAUUCUCAAAACUUUUGGCCACGGCUGUAGAUGAUCUCACAGGCUCCAGAUCAGUUGUCAGUCUGUCAGGACCGAACAAUAAAGGAUCACAACAAUCAUUAACUUACAA